CGCAACAGGUGGCGGAACGGAGGUGAGCACCUCACUUAUUGUUUUAACCCACUUCGAUAAAAAAAACAGUGAUCAAUUUUCAAAAUUCGCAAAGCCACCGACAAAAAAACGCGCCAUGCAGUCACUAGUUCGCCUCGCCGUUAGCCUCAUCCUCCUUACGUCCGUCCUGGCGAGCGCUUACCACAACAACGCAAAACUUCGUCGCGAUGGGGUCCUGAACCUGUACCCUUUCCCACGCGUGGGGCGAGCAGGCCGGCACACGUGGCAAGUGCCGCUACCGCCUAGCGAAAUGUACUUAGAAUACGAGCCGCUAGAGAAGCGACAGUUGUACGCGUUCCCGCGAGUGGGUCGCGGCGACCCAUCGCUGUUUCGCGACGCGCUGCGUUCAGAAACGCAGAUGCCGAAGAGACGUGGCGGCGUCUCAGAAAACACGGGCAUGUGGUUUGGUCCUAGGAUCGGAAGGUCGUUCAAAAGCGAAGAUGACGAUAUCACGUUCCAGAACGAAAGCAGAGACCACAGUGAUCCAGAACAAAUGGACCCGGUGCCUGUCGACAGGGAAAAGAGACAAACUAAACAAAAUUAAUGUGUACUCCUCACAAUACCGCUGCAAUACUAAAAUAUCCGUUCGGAAAUACGUUAGAGUCUGUUCCUAGCUUAAUUAUGAUAAAGUUUAUCGAUAAAUAACAGUUAAUACCAGUUCUCAAAUGUCCCGUCUCUAGUUGAUCAUAAAUUCAAUUUAUACAUUUUUGAAAUUGUAAAUGCGAACUCUGUCAUUGUAAUUUAAAUAUAGAAUAGUUACGUAUUGUAAUAACUAAAAUUAUGAUUAAAAAUGUUAUUUAUUCUAGUUGCCAGGAAUAUUUCGAAGGCUGGGUGGAUUUUUUUUUAUUUUUAAAUGUAUUUUGCUAAUUUAUAAUCCACGAAAUGAUCCUGGCCAAAUGUAUUAUUCUAUUUGCGAUUAGUUGUUUGUAAAUCGAUUUAAUUAAAAGAAGAGUCAAAUAAAAUACAGAUAAUUUUGUUUCA
Molecule: messenger RNA, 1020 nt
Organism: Plodia interpunctella (Indianmeal moth)
Lineage: Eukaryota; Metazoa; Arthropoda; Insecta; Lepidoptera; Pyralidae
Gene: CAPA
Product: Capability
Exons: 5
Coding region: 116-583 (155 amino acids)
Source: RefSeq, a predicted model, not a curated record